This is a messenger RNA of Solanum pennellii, 1119 nucleotides long. RefSeq names its product secoisolariciresinol dehydrogenase-like. Bases 92 to 949 code for a protein of 285 amino acids. The transcript has 3 exons. The record is from RefSeq and is a predicted model, not a curated record. Lineage: Eukaryota; Viridiplantae; Streptophyta; Magnoliopsida; Solanales; Solanaceae. Gene Ontology annotation, molecular function: oxidoreductase activity, acting on the CH-OH group of donors, NAD or NADP as acceptor.
UAAAAUGCUUCUUUGCUUCUUUUUUUUUUUUUACAAUAAAAUCUCAUUGGCUUAGAACUUCCUCUCUUAUUUCCAAGAAAAAUUGUUAAAAAUGAAUGGCUAUUCCUCUCCUAUAGCUCACACAAGCAGAAGAUUAGAAGGGAAAGUAGCUAUUGUAACAGGAGGAGCUAGUGGAUUUGGAGAAAGUACAGUAAGACUUUUCUUACAAAAUGGUGCAAAAGUUGUAAUAGCUGAUGUUCAAGAUGAAAUUGGACAAUCUCUUUGCAACAAUCUCCUCAAUUGUCCUAAAAAUAACAACAAUGAUUUUACAUACAUACAUUGUGAUGUAACAAAGGUCUCCGACGUCGAAAACCUUAUCGACGCAACAAUUUCCAAGUAUGGAAAACUCGAUAUCAUGUUCAACAACGCAGGAAUUCCGGGGAAUCUCGAUUUCAACAUAAUUGACGCAGAUAACGAGAAUUUCAAAAAAGUAUUUGACGUUAACGUGUACGGAUCAUUUCUCGGGGCGAAAUAUGCUGCACGGGUCAUGAUCCCGGAAAAGAAAGGUGUCAUUCUUUUUACGUCUAGUUUGGCCUCCGUUUCCUCGGGUGAAUCACCCCAUUCAUACACCGCCUCGAAACACGCGGUGGUGGGACUCAUGAAGAAUUUAUGUGCCGAAUUAGGGCAACAUGGGAUAAGAGUGAACUGCGUCUCGCCGUGCGCGGUGGCGACACCGAUGUUAGUGAAGGCAAUGGGUGUCGAUAAGAGCGUCGUGGACGGAAUAAUUUGCUCGUCGGCGAAUUUAAAAGGGGUGGCUCCGACGGCGGAGGAUGUGGCGGAGGCGGCGUUGUAUUUGGCAAGUGAUGAGUCUAAGUUUGUAAGUGGAGUUAACCUCGUGAUUGAUGGAGGUUAUAGUACUACUAAUAUGAGUUACAUAAAAACAAUUCAAAGUGUAUUAUUUUCGGAGUAAGUUCUUUUCGUAUUUGCUUUGAGGUUCGAUUAUUUUAAUUUAAAAGUUGCAUGGCAUAAGAGGUACGUAGUAAAGGAGUUUUUCUAUUUUUAUUUUCUAUGUUUAAAAGAAGAUUGUUAUGAAUUAUGAGUAUCGAUGACAUUUGUAUGUUAUAUAUAUAUUUGAUGAAA